AUGUUCCGGGGGCUGCCCCCAAACCCGUCACCCCCCCCCCGUACCCCAUCAGAGCUGGGUCUGAGCCUGAGGCGCCUGGGGCGGACCCUGCAGGCUCAGCUGCCGGCGCUGGGACCCGGCACAGGGGGCUGGGUUCCCCCGGGAACGCCCCGGGACCCGCGGCCCCCCGAAGAGGCCGACGUGGUGGUGGUGGGGGGCGGCGUGGUGGGCUGGUCCGUGGCCUACUGGCUGAAGGCGCUGGAGGCCCGGCGGCACGGCAUGAGGGUGCUGGUGGUGGAGCGGGACCCCACGUAUUCCCGAGCUUCCACGGUGCUGUCGGCCGGGGGCAUCCGGCAGCAGUUUUCCCUCCCGGAGAAUAUCCACAUGUCCCGGUUCUCAGCCAGUUUUCUCCGCAAUAUCAAUGAGCACCUUAGGGUGCCAAACGAGCCAGCCGUUGACAUCCAGUUCCAGCCUUCAGGAUACCUCUUCCUGGCCUCCCCGCAGGAUGCUGAUGGGCUGGAGGCCACUGUCAAGGUCCAGAGGGAGGAAGGGGUGCAGGUGACACUGCUGUCACCCACUCAGCUGAAGGAGAAAUUCCCAUGGAUAGAUACAGAGGAUGUGGCCGUGGCAUCCUAUGGUCUGGAGGACGAGGGCUGGUUCGACCCCUGGACCCUCCUCACCGCUCUGCGGCGCAAAGCCAUGUCCCUGGGGGUGCUCAGCUGUGCCGGGGAGGUGCGAGGUUUUGUCACCUCGGCUGAGGACUUGAUGCCACCGCAGGGACCGGAGCUGUUGUCCGCGCGCAUCAAACGCAUCCAUGUGUACAUGCAGGACAGCCUGGAGUACCAGCCCGUGACCUGCGCCAUCGUGGUGAAUGCAGCGGGUGCCUGGGCCGGGAAGCUGCUGGAGGCAGCCGGGCUGCCCGAGGCGCUGUGCCAGCCCCCCCUGCCCAUCCAGCCCCGGAAGAGGUACAUCUUCUCCUGGCACUGUCACGAUGGUCCUGGCUUAUCCUGCCCAUUCCUCAUUGACACCACCGGUGCUUACUUUCGCCGUGAGGGCAUUGCCGGCAACUACUUGGGCGGCAUGAGCCCCCCCGAGGAGGAGGAGCCUGAUCCCAGCGAUCUCUCUGUGGAUCACAACUACUUCCAGGAGCAGGUCUGGCCGCGGUUGGCCCGGCGCGUCCCCGCUUUCUCCUCCCUCCGUCCCGGCAGCUCCUGGGCUGGUUACUACGACCACAACUCCUUCGACCGCAACGGGGUGCUGGGACCUCACCCCAGGCUGGACAACCUCUUUGUGGCCGCCGGGUUCAGCGGUCACGGGCUGCAGCACGCGCCGGCGGCCGGCAGAGCCGUGGCCGAGCUGGUGCUCAAGGGGCGAUACGAGACCUUGGACCUGAGCAGGUUGGGCUGGAGGAGGCUGGUGCGAGGGGAGCCGCUGGUGGAAGGCGGCGUGGUGUGAUGGAC
Neopsephotus bourkii (Bourke's parrot) is the source of this 1439-nucleotide messenger RNA. It is a transcript of the gene FOXRED1, whose product is annotated as FAD dependent oxidoreductase domain containing 1. Gene Ontology annotation, molecular function: oxidoreductase activity. NCBI's taxonomy places the organism in Eukaryota, Metazoa, Chordata, Aves, Psittaciformes, Psittacidae. The record is from RefSeq and is a predicted model, not a curated record. The transcript is spliced from 10 exons. Gene Ontology annotation, cellular component: cytoplasm. Bases 1 to 1434 code for a protein of 477 amino acids.